Messenger RNA from Lindgomyces ingoldianus, 2249 nucleotides. RefSeq names its product kinase-like protein. Gene Ontology annotation, cellular component: spindle; kinetochore; nucleus. The coding region runs from base 111 to 1895 and encodes 594 amino acids. Gene Ontology annotation, molecular function: protein serine/threonine kinase activity; protein serine/threonine/tyrosine kinase activity; ATP binding. Gene Ontology annotation, biological process: mitotic spindle assembly checkpoint signaling; chromosome segregation; peptidyl-serine phosphorylation. The transcript is spliced from 2 exons. The record is from RefSeq and is a predicted model, not a curated record. NCBI's taxonomy places the organism in Eukaryota, Fungi, Ascomycota, Dothideomycetes, Pleosporales, Lindgomycetaceae.
CGACAGCCGCCGGAAAUCCGCGCCUUAUGUAUGGAAAGCUAAUCAAUCGGUCGACAUUCGCUCUUACGAUUCACCUGCUGGACUAUAGAUAGCCCGAGCCCAGCGAUACAAUGGCGACCGCGUCUCCUACCCCCAUGGGCUCGUCCAAUGGCUUCGGACGAAUGUACUCUCAGUCCACAAUUCGGCCGAUGCGGCGACGAGAUUCACCGCUGUCUGUGUUGGGACAGUCUCAUGGUUUUUCGGCAGAUGCGCCGAUGAUGCAAAACAUCAACAUUGGCGACAGUUCCGACGACGAGAUACCGCAGCCCAUGAAGCUCAGUGCCUUGACAACCGCACUGCUCGCGCAAAACGAAGUAGAUUCGCCGGAGAAGGCAGCAGGAAGGAAGCCGAAACUACGGAUAUCACGCACAGGGUCUGGAUCGAACACGCCUGUACAGGAUACAGUCACCCCCGCCCCUAGUCUCCGCAUAAAAAGGGUUCCACUUCGGGGGGCACCAAUGAGGAGGCUACGGAGGACACCUCAAAGCGAGGAGGAGCACCCUCCUUCACAGGACCAGGAAAAUCUCCCUAUUUCGGUGAUGGGGGUCGACACCAUGAAGCCGACGGAUUCUGUAAUGAAAGUUGCCGAAAACAACGAGCCCCGUCAACCGCUCCAACCACGAUCGCCUGUCCAUAUCUCAAGACAGGACAGACCGAUGCCACUGCAGCCCAUUAGCGCAAACACUCCGCAUCGACCAGCCCCACCACCUCCGCCGAAAAUGUCAGUACUAGAGACAGCUACUGCCGCCGCAGGUGCUGCAACUACGAAGACACGGGAGAGGAAGAAGAGGAGUCAGCUCGCUGUCAAUGGAAAGCAUUAUUCGCAGAUGGACCGAAUUGGAAGAGGGGGAAGUUCUGCCGUAUAUCGGGUUAUGGCGGAGAAUUUUAGGUUAUUUGCGCUAAAAAGAGUGAAGCUCGAGGAUGCGGACGAGUCUGCUGUACGAGGAUACAAGGGCGAGAUUGAUCUACUACAGAAGCUAAACGAUGUGGAAAGAGUGGUCCGGCUCUACGACUGGGAAGUAGACGAAUCGCGGCAGAUACUAAGUGUGCUAAUGGAGCUGGGUGAAUCCGAUCUCGCUCGGAUAAUACGUAUGAAGCUAGACCCAGCCGAGGCGAGAUUAGACCUCAGUUUUACGCGCUACUACUGGAAGGAAAUGCUCGAAUGUGUUCAGGCCGUCCAUGACCAUGAUAUCGUCCAUUCAGAUCUCAAACCUGCCAAUUUCCUCCUCGUGCAAGGCCGCCUAAAACUCAUCGACUUUGGUAUCGCCAACGCAAUCGACAUAGACAACACUGUAAAUGUUCAUCGAGACUCUCACGUCGGCACUCCGAAUUACAUGUCUCCUGAAAGUCUAGAAGACACGAAUGCGGAUAUGCGAGGGCAGCUUGGAGCAGGCAAUGUAGCCAAGAUGAUGAAACUCGGAAAACCAAGUGAUGUAUGGAGUCUUGGUUGUAUUCUCUAUCAGAUGGUGUACGGUCGACCACCUUUUGCACACAUUCCGAACCAAAUUCACCGCGUAAUGGCCAUAGUAAACCCCCGUCUUCCCAUCCAAUAUCCAGACGAGGGGGUAGGAGGCGUGAGGAUCCCCCCAGGCCUGAAAGCCACACUCCGACGCUGCCUGCAACGAGAGCCCUGGAAACGUCCCACAAUCCCGCAACUACUAGACGAACGUGACCCCUUCCUCUACCCCGAUGGUGGUGAGGAUCUCCGCAUCCCACAAGAUUUGCUCGGCCAGAUCAUCCAAAGAGUUGCAGAUCGCUUCCGUGAUCCGAGCAAAAACGCUCCGACGGAUGAAGAGAUAAAGCAAUACCCAGCGUCAUUCUAUGCCAAAAUUCGAGAUCUCAUAGAAAGUGGCUGAUGGUGCUGCCUACACAUUGCACCUGGUGGCAUUUACAACAAUUCGGUGUUUCUUUUUCUAUCCCUAGCAAAAACCUCGUUCUCGCACACGCAACCUAUUUUAAUGAUGUUGACGUACUACUACUAGAUGGAGGUCUUAGUUAUUCCCUCGAUCACACGGUCAUACUUUUCGAGCGUUCAGCAUUGCACAUAUCUAGCGGGGCGCCCGGUACUUGCUUUCUUCGGAUUUCCUCUUUGCCCACCCCUUCUUUUGAAAGGUGCGGUACCGUUGUCUCUCGCUCAGUUUCUGCCUUCGGCUCGGCCGCAUACGAGAGGAGUAGCUGUUGUGAUUCUUUUGGAUGAAAGUCUAUCCGGC